UACGUCACAAAAGCAACAUGGCGAACAUUCGAUGUGUCAAGGGUAUGGUUGGCCUGGUGACGGGCGGUGCGUCCGGUUUGGGUCGGGCCACCGUGGAGCGUCUGCUGAAGAACGGAGCGUCCGCUGUGAUCCUGGACCUGCCCUCCUCUGACGGACCGGCUCUGGCAGCCAGUCUGGGAGAACGCUGUGCCUUCGCCCCCGCAGACGUGACGUCGGAGGCAGACGUGCAGGCGGCCGUGUCGCUGGCCAGAGAGAAGUUUGGGAAGUUGGACUUGGCGGUGAACUGCGCCGGCAUCGCCGUAGCUGUCAAAACCUACAACUUCAAGAAAGACGUGCCUCACAGCCUGGAGGACUUCCAGCGCGUUAUCAACGUGAACAUCGCAGGAACCUUUAACGUGAUCCGCCUCGCCGUGGGCGCGAUGGGGAAGAACGAGCCGGAUGCUGAUGGACACAGAGGAUGCAUCAUCAACACUGCCAGUGUGGCUGCUUUUGAUGGACAGGUCGGCCAAGCAGCGUACUCAGCCUCUAAAGGAGGAAUUGUUGGAAUGACUCUUCCAAUCGCGAGAGAUCUGGCACCUAUGGGCAUCAGGGUCGUCACCAUAGCGCCCGGUCUGUUCUCCACUCCUCUCCUGGCUGGUCUCCCGGAGAAGGUGCAAUCCUUUCUCGCCCGCCAGGUGCCCUUCCCCUCGCGCCUGGGAGACCCCGCUGAGUUCGCCCACCUGGUGACAUCACUGGCGGAGAACCCCAUGAUUAACGGAGAGGUCAUCAGACUGGACGGAGGCAUUCGCAUGCAGCCUUGAGACAAAGUGUGUGUGUGUAUAUGUGUGUAUGUGUAUCGAUCAUAAACUGCCUCCAUUUUAAGAAGAAAUGUUGAACUUCUUUGUGUCUGAAUGUGUGUGUUUGCGUAGAAAGUCGUGUACAGUAAACAUAAAAACUGUUAUCGAUCACAAACGCCACCAAAUCAACUGACUGUGUGUGAGACUGUGAGAGAGAAAGAGUGUGAAAGUGAAACUCAUUAAUAACUUUGCAGUACUUUAAGCGACCCACUUUGCUUGUUUUGUAAACUAAUCCAAAUUACAAUAAACCUCAACUGAGUCUA
This is a messenger RNA of Scomber scombrus (Atlantic mackerel), 1099 nucleotides long. RefSeq names its product hydroxysteroid (17-beta) dehydrogenase 10 (gene hsd17b10). Gene Ontology annotation, biological process: estrogen metabolic process; fatty acid metabolic process; androgen metabolic process. Gene Ontology annotation, cellular component: mitochondrion. The record is from RefSeq and is a predicted model, not a curated record. Lineage: Eukaryota; Metazoa; Chordata; Actinopteri; Scombriformes; Scombridae. The transcript has 6 exons. Bases 18 to 800 code for a protein of 260 amino acids. Gene Ontology annotation, molecular function: estradiol 17-beta-dehydrogenase [NAD(P)+] activity.